Molecule: messenger RNA, 4272 nt
Organism: Caenorhabditis auriculariae
Lineage: Eukaryota; Metazoa; Nematoda; Chromadorea; Rhabditida; Rhabditidae
Source: the annotation of a GenBank genome assembly
AUGGCGGCACUAAGUACGAACUUGGCGGAUCUGCCGCUGCAGACGUUUCACCAGCUUUCUCAUUGCUUGACGAACAACGAUCUUUGGCUCGAGAUUGUCGAUACAAAUCAUCUCACAAUCUAUUCAAUGAGGUUCCGAAUCGAUGGAAUUCAACAAAAUGAAUGAACAUCCUUGGUUUAGCGCAGACGAGGUUGAAACUCUUCGGCGGCAGCGUAAUCCAGGCGAGGCAGCUCUUCGGUUAUGGGGGAACCGUGGUCAAACGGUACAGUCGAUUUCAAUACAUUUCAUUGAAGUGUUUUGGGGGAAAAAAAAACAUGAAAAACUCAAGGCGAAGAAGUUUUUGCAGUGUAUGCUUGUUUUUUUUUUCAAAGUCUUUCAGAUCUCUAAAAUCUCAGCAAAAACAUUUUAAUGUAGUGCGUUCCGCGCGAGACGGUCACGUUAUAAAAUAACUAACGUAAAAUAAUUUUCGUUUUAUGAUACUGCAAAACUUUCAAAUAUACCCAUUGAACUGACUGUCAUGAAAUAAGCUCUGGAACCUCAGGUACAAGACUUCUUGGCGCGACUUCAGCAACUCUCCAAAAUUUCUCGAGCCCUUGACAACCCUCAACUCAUUUUGUCGCGCAAGUUCAGUGAGUAGUAAAGCCAUAAAACAAGAUGGAAAAAAAAACUUCUCCCUACCUGAAAAUAUAUUCUGACCAUGAAGAAAGAUGGAAACAUGUUUCACAGACAAUGUGUCAAAAGUAUCUCAAAUCUAGAGCAUGAAUAGAAAAAAAAAAGCCGUGCAUCAGAAUUAUUUAUUCAUUUUAACAGAAGAGCUACGCUGGGGCCGAUCCGAACAAGUAACGAUUUCGGUGACAGAAUCGACGAUUCGACUGGAUUGCAAAGCCGUUGGCUUCCCAUCGCCAAAUAUCCUCUGGUACAAGGGAGACGACACCAUUUCCGACGAGAGAAUCUUGGAAAUUCCCAGGUUUUGCGAGUAGAAAAAUUGCGAAAAGACAGCUUUUUUUUGAGGUGCGCAUGUGUGGCACGGUGGACGUUCAGAUGUUUCGCUCACAAUGAAGUUCGCGAAGGGUUUUCCUUUUCUGCGUUUUACCGCAGGGCCGGCAAGCAAUUUUCCUCGACCUUAGAGUCCAAAGAAAUAGAUGUCGCGCCAUUUAUACGCGAAUCUGACCGUAAGUGACUGCAUACGAAAAAUUUGAAAAAAAAACUUGAAAGAAAUAUAAUAAAAGUUUCAUAGCGGAUCACAUCAAACUUCAAAAAACGUUUAAAAGCCCGAACACCUCACGAAAGAAAUUUCUAGCAAUAGAUCUUGCUUUCGAGUUAUGAAGCUUCAAAUUCCGCAAAAUACGCAAAUCGGGUUAAAAACGUUCCCUCAAACAGCAAGGCUGUCAAAAUUUGAAUAUCACAACUUUUCACGAAACAAGUAUAUAUCUCAUGUUUCAGUAUGCGACAAAUGUCGACCGAACAGUUACAACGACCUGCGGGAAAUCAUGAAUCUCAAUAAUGACGAAUCUCCGCAGCAAAACGUUCAGUGUAGGGAUCCUUGAAAGGAGAUCGAGAAGAAAAAAAUAAACCUUCAGCACUGAAUCAGGAGGACGAGUCCCUGAUCGCCGCGGACAAAGUUGCGAUGAUCAUCAGUAACUGUGCCUACCGACAUCUUCCCGAGCUCGUCACACCUCACUGCGACGCCGAAACCCUCGCCAUGGCUCUGCAGGUUCUGAACUGUCAAAGUGAAUUUGAUCCGAAAGCAUUUCUUUUCUGCAGUAUCAACUUGAACUGGCUAAGACAAACGAGAUGAAUGAAACUCAAAAAGCAUUAUUAAGAGGCUCAAAAAAAAGUGAAUAAGGUGUUGAAAGUGCUUUUGAAAUGAUAUUUUUUACUCACAAGGAACGUCAUUUCUUUUACUUUUCAGAUUUCUCAGAAAAUUGUCCAGAACAAUUCUUGAUGUAGCGAAAGAAGAUUCUAAAUGUCUCAACCGUCCGAGAAAACCCGAGAAUCCGUUAAAAUAAGCUGUUUCGUGGACUUUGAGUUCUUAUUUCUCAAAAACUAGAAAGUUUUGAAGGUUGAGACUUUCAGAACCUUAUUUUGGUAUAUACAUCAAGGAGUGCUUCCGCCAUUUUUCAGGAAAAUCCCAACUGAAAAGUGAAAAACCUCCCUUGUCAGAUUCUCGUUUGAUUUCAACAUAAAUGUCCGUAAAAAAUGUUUCGAAGCUCUUAAUUUUACUCCGCGAUUCCAGGAAAUGAAAUACAAGACCGUAACUCUGGCGGACCUGACUCUGGAAGAAAUGAAGUUUGUUCUGAAGGAAUAUCGGAAACUUUUGGGGAAUGGCGUCUACGGUGAGGAGAUUUCAGCUUCAAAUAAUGGCGAAAAAAACCUUUUAGCCGUGUUUUACUUUGUGGGCCACGGGUUCGAAGUCAAUGGCCAGUGUUACCUUCUCGCUGUAGAUGCGCCGGCCGACGCUCAUCAGCCGAAGCAUUCGCUCUCUAUGGAUUGGGUGAAUGAAACGCAUUUUCUCUUUAUUUUUCACUACCAUUUUUUUCAAGGCUUUUUUCACGCAUGAAGCUUGAAAUUCGAUAAACUAACUUAAAAAAACCAGGUGCUGUCCACGUUCCGCGACUACAAUCCCGCUCUGAACUUGAUUCUGCUGGACGUUUGUCGCAAGUUUAUUCCUUACGAGUGCAUCCCGGCGUUUGUCGAGUACGCGGAGCAGUUCAAGGCAAGACAUCGUCCGUCUCGGAACGUCGUCUAUGGAUAUUCGACGAGUGGUGGCGUCGGCGCCUAUGAAGUUGUUUUUUCUGUGAUUCUCAAGUGAAUAUAAAUCAUUUCAAGGUGAAAGGUGAGAUAAACGGUGUGUUCAUGAAGUAUCUCAAGAAUCACGUCAUGCUCAAUCGCUCCGUUUUCGACAUGCUCAAUCGCGUUUUAAAAGGUUUUUUUUCACUUUGGCGAAAAACAAUGGAGCGAUUCGCAAAGUUGUCAGCUCGAUUCCAUCUUUGAGAUAUCAUCUUGAAAAUUUUCACGAGAGAACGCAUCAAUUUACUAUAAUUAUAUCAAAGAUCCUUUUUGGAUCGGUAAUUCUGUUGGAGUUUCAAUCCAUUAAUUCAUGUCGUCACUGAUUUUUGACAAUACUUUCGCUUACUAUCUUUAAGACUAUACUUUCGCUUACUAUCUUUACUAUCUUCAUAUCAUUUUAGGUGUAUCAUUUACAGGCUCAAUAGCUUUCGCAGGUCAAAAAAAAUAAUUGCGAUUACGGUGCAUUUUGAAACGGAUUUAAUUUGAACCACGCUCUCGUGUCUAGUGCUUUUCCAAGACUAUUGAUGAAUGUAAUACAGCCGAACUCAGACAUCGAGGAGGACAAGAAGGUUUGCGACGUACAGGUGCCAGAGGUGCGGAGUACGUUGUCACGACCAAGAAGCCUGUGUGAUCCGCUGGUUUUCGACGGCCACACCUUCUCUUUCGACCAUCAUACUCUUCAUUGGCGCCUCAUGCACGGUUUUUCUUCAUUUUUUGAUAGCCUUUUCAGAACCAAGUUAAGUGACCUCCGCAAACUUUAGAAACUUGUUGAAUUUUUCAUGCAUCUCCACUAAUAAAAGUUUUUUAGAACUGCCGAACCCGGUGAUUGUUCGCUUCGAAGCUGAGUGUCUCUGCGUAACGAUUUGGUUCGACUUCUGUGGUCAUUUCACCAACAAAGUCCGAAAACUGGCCAAACCAUUCUUAUUCCAUAUGUUUGCAGGUGUACGUGUUCUCUUCGGUCGGGGAUCUGAGGUCAGAGACCAACGACGAUGACGAUGACGUGAGGCUGAGCCAGAAGGCCUUGGAGCACAGAGCUUACCUCUCAUUCGUCAAAGCGAGUGAUCCAUGCUAACUCUUUACCGUAAACUUGACAGGACUUGCAUACUACGAAAGAGAAGAUCUUCACCGACGACGAAGAAGGCGUCUCUAUGUGCUGGCUGCUUUCCAACUUGCAGAGGAAUAAGGUAUUAACUAACUUUUCCAGGGAAAUUUUUAGAAAUUCCGAAAGAGGAAUGGAAUUUUUUUAAAGGCUACAUUUGACGAAGUUGAUCUAGAGGAGACAUAUUUAGUGGUUACGUAACAGAUCCUUUGAUCGAAAUUUCAAUAGAAACAUAUUAAAAACAGUUACAAACCAGAAGUAUUCAGGGCGAGUUGACGUGUUGUGUCGACCUGAAGCACAUUUCAAAUCUCGAAAAAGCUGUCGCCACCAAAGUCACCGACAUCGGUCACGUCCUCAUAACGCGCAUCGAGAUGUUAAAGUAA